AACAACAACAACAACAACAACAACACCAACAACAACAAUGUCGAUCAGGAGAAUUCCAAACUUGAUCCUCAACCAUCCUCACCAUCUCAGAACCCAAUUCCUAAACAACCGAUAUCCGAAUCGACUUGGUCUAUUCCAAUCCAUAUCAUCCUCAACCCGCUCCUCAGAUUCACAACCCAGCUCAUCAUCAUCAUCAUCACCAUCACCUUCAAACUCCGAGAAACCUAGGAAUCCAAGACGGAACUCGACCAAAAACCAACCACCAAAGAAAGAUCAACAGCAGGAGGAAGAUCAAAAUCCAUUCUCCGAUUUCAUCAACCUCUCCAAGUUAUUUGGCCAGCCUUCGAAGCCGAACUCGAGCGAACAUCCUAAAUUUAAUAAUGAAUCUGAUCAUGGAAAAGGAAACAAAUCAGGAAAAGGCGCUUCAUCGACUUCAGGAUCGGAACAACAACAAUCGCCCGGUGCAGCCAAUGGAUUGGUCUUCUGGGCCUUGGGAGCUUAUGCACUCUAUCACAUUCUAGCCGGUGAUAGUCUGAGUAAUCGGGAGAUCUCAUGGCAAGAAUUUCGAACGGGCGUACUGGACAAAGGAUUAGUAGAAAAAUUAGAAGUCAUCAACCGAUCUAAAGUCAAGGUCUACCUCCAUCCAAACGCAUUCAAAUUAACCGGAAUCAAUCCAAACGGAUCAUCAUCCGCUCCUUCUGGUAGUAUAGCAUCCCCAUCAGCCGGUGCAUCCUACUUCUUCAGCAUCGGUAGUGUCGAAGCCUUUGAGAGGAAACUAGACAAAGCGCAGGACGAACUAGGCAUCCCAAGUCACGAAAGAGUUCCAGUCAGCUACCACGAACAGGCCUCACUGAUGAACCUCUUCUGGAACUUUGCUCCAACCCUCACCCUCGCCGGCUUACUCUUCUACGUCAGUCGGAGGGCCACCGGAAUGGGCGGUGCCGGUGGUGGCGCUGGUGGCCCCGGUGGGAUCUUCAACAUCGGUAAAAGUAAAGCCAAGAUGUUCAAUCACGAAUCUGAAGUCAAGACCAAGUUCAAAGACGUUGCAGGGAUGGAUGAAGCAAAGGAAGAAAUUAUGGAAUUCGUCAAAUUCCUCAAGGAACCCGAAAAAUAUGAACGUUUGGGAGCCAAAAUUCCCAAGGGCGCCAUGAUUUCAGGCCCACCAGGAACAGGGAAAACGUUACUCGCCAAGGCGACCGCUGGAGAAGCCGGUGUACCAUUCCUUUCGGUAUCUGGCUCGGAGUUUGUAGAGAUGUUUGUGGGAGUUGGACCCUCACGAGUACGAGAUCUAUUUGCGACGGCGAAGAAGAAUUCGCCAUGCAUAGUCUUUGUGGACGAAAUCGAUGCGAUCGGUAAAGCUCGAGGCAAAUCGGGCGCGAUGGGAGGGAAUGAUGAGAGGGAAUCAACAUUGAAUCAGCUCCUGGUCGAGAUGGAUGGCUUCGAUACUUCUCAGCAUGUCGUUGUCUUGGCGGGGACCAACCGAGCGGAUGUGCUCGACAAGGCGCUGCUCAGGCCCGGCCGAUUCGACCGACAUAUCGCCGUCGAUCGACCUGAUGUUUCGGGGAGACGACAGAUCUUCUUGGUCCAUCUCAGACCUCUUGUGCUCGAAGGUGCCAUCAAAACCAAGGAAGAUCUCAAAAGUUCUGGCUCCGAUCCGCUCCCCGAGGAGGAUGAAGAUUUCGAAGGUCCUGAAUCCGUCGAGAAAGUCAUCCCUGAUUGGCUCGUCAAACUCUCGCAUAAGUUGGCCGCACACACCCCUGGCUUCAGCGGUGCCGAUAUCGCCAACGUUUGUAAUGAAGCUGCGCUCAUUGCAGCAAGGCUCAGUGCAGAAUUUGUAACUGAAAAACAUUUUGACAUGGCGAUCGAGAGAGUCGUUGCAGGAUUAGAAAGAAGAUCGAGAGUGUUAUCUCCGGAAGAGAAACGAACGGUUGCCUAUCACGAAGCUGGUCAUGCAAUCAUGGGAUGGUUCUUGGAACAUGCCGAUCCGUUACUCAAAGUCUCGAUCAUUCCGAGAGGGGUCGGAGCUCUUGGAUAUGCUUCUUAUUUACCUCAAGAAAGGUUUCUGUAUACUACCGAACAAUUGAUCGAUCGGAUGUGUAUGACUUUUGGUGGCCGAGUGGCUGAGGAAAUAUUUUUUGGCAAGAUCACAACGGGUGCUCAAGAUGAUCUGCAGAAGAUCACGAAACUAGCGUUUGAAUUAGUUGGAAACUAUGGUAUGUCGCGAGAUUUCGGACCAAUUAGCUUUGGUAGAUCCGAUUCCCAACAAGAGUCUUUCCAGAAACCGUACUCGGAGAAGACCGGUGAACAUCUGGACUCGACGGUCCGGGCUCUGAUCAAUCAAGCUCAUAAACGAACCACCGAAUUGUUGACCGAGAAGAAAGAGUUGGUCGAUAAAGUAGCCCAACGAUUGUUGGACCGUGAAGUUCUCUCGAGACAAGACAUGAUUGAUUUGAUUGGACGCCGGCCGUUUGACCGACCUGAUGCAUACGAUGAUGCGAUGGGAUCGAGUGGCAAGCCCGGCCCCCCACCAGCGCCUGGUUCCCCGAGCGGAGGCCAGAACCGUCCCACACCUAAGCCUGCCACAGACGGCCCUAAUCCCUUGGGAGAAGGCAUCGAGGGCGGCGGUGGUGUCCCUUUACCUACUCCUGCUCUCUCUUCUCCAGCGGUUCUCCCUGAGCAAUCUCAUUCUGGCCUUGCAAAUUAAUCCUCUACACUUCCCUCUCUUUCUUUCUUUUAUUCUCUUUUGCAAUAAAAUAUCAAUUUUGUGGUUUUGUUCAUCCCCCCCCCCUUUUUUUUCCAAAUUCAAACUAAAUUAAAUAAAAAUAAACAAACCGACAAACAAUAUCUUUUCCUGUUUUUGCAAUAAAAAAGCUCCCCUCCCUCUCUCUUCCCUCUCUCUUUUUUUUUUCUUUUCAUGUCAGUUUUGAUUGGUUUGGUUUGAAUUUACACUUUCUCUUCCAAUUUUUUUUCUUCUUCUUUUUCCCUCAUGAGAAAACAAAACAAAAAAAUCAAAUCAAAUCACAUUGUAUCCCUGUUCCUUUCCUGCCUGAUCACUUUAUAAUAUACACACACACCCAUCCAUACACACAUUCAUAUAACAAAUAAAACAAACCAAACCAAAUUUCCAUCACUUUUUUUUUCUUCUUAUAUCAUGUUUGGAUACACUAAUCCAACUACCUCACCUGUUCAUAAAGACUUGAUUAUUACUCACUUUUUUGUUUUUGGUUUUUGAAGCUUUGUCAUGGUGAUGAAGGCAUGUUUUGUGAAGUUGUAUUACUAUUAAUUCCAUUCUUUUUUUUGUUUGCCUUCAUUAAUAGAAAUGCAUCAAGAAAUACAUCCAAAUAAAUGUGUGUAUGCAUGUGUGUCCAAGUGGAUUUUGUUUUUCCAAUGUGAUGAUUUGAUGAUUUGUCUGCAUAAUGG
Molecule: messenger RNA, 3420 nt
Organism: Puccinia graminis f. sp. tritici CRL 75-36-700-3
Lineage: Eukaryota; Fungi; Basidiomycota; Pucciniomycetes; Pucciniales; Pucciniaceae
Product: AFG3 family protein
Exons: 7
Coding region: 38-2704 (888 amino acids)
Biological process (GO): mitochondrial protein processing; protein-containing complex assembly
Cellular component (GO): m-AAA complex; membrane
Molecular function (GO): ATP binding; metalloendopeptidase activity; ATP hydrolysis activity
Source: RefSeq, a predicted model, not a curated record